AUGUUUAACGGAAUGGACUUGUAUACUGUGAGCGUGUCGGCACCCGGCAAGGUGAUCCUCCACGGGGAACAUUCGGUGGUCUAUGGGAAGACGGCGAUAGCGGUGAGCCUCGGUCUUAGGAGUUCGAUCGUGAUUAAGGAGGUGCACAGCACCGGAGAUCCAACAGUGAACAUCCAUUUACCAUGCGUCGACCUCCAGGAGACCCUUCCCCUAAAGCCCAUGGUGGAGGCCCUCUUCAACCCUCAGCUCAGUCCAAACGUCACGGGCAAAUUCUCGUGGCGUCUCCCCGACAAGUUGAACCACGAAAAGCAUUUACGGAAAGUGGAAGACCUGCUACACAUCAUCAAACCAAACUUUGACACGCUGCAAAACAAUCAGAAGAACUCCUUGAGGAGUUUCUUGUACCUUUUCUCCGGGAUAUACGGGAGCACGCAUCUUCCAGUGAAGUCGAUGAAUAUAUCAAUGGGUUCCGAGCUCACGAUUGGUGCGGGCACCGGUAGCUCGGCGUCGUUCGCGGUGUGUCUCGCCGGCGCGCUGAUUAGGCUCAUGAAGCUGAAGAGUGCCAGCUAUGAUUACUACGACCAGAGCGAAGACUUCACGAUGACGGAGAAGGAGAUUAUAUCCGAAUGGGCGUACAACUGCGAGAGGAUCAUGCACGGAUCGCCUUCGGGCAUUGACAAUGCGACAUGCACCUUCGGCUCUAUGGUGUCAUUCAAAAAAGGCGGCAAACCGCGAGUACUGAAUAUACGGUUGAACCUCCGGGUAUUGCUCGUGGAUUCCCGUGUAUCGCGGGAAACGCGCGCGCUAGUCGUCAAAGUGGCAGCCCUGAGGCAGCGCAACAUGGGCGCUGUGGACCACAUCAUGGAGGCGUGCGAUCACCUGGCGCAUACUGCUACACAGGUUUUGGAAAAAAUCUCAAGUGGCAAGUGUGAAUCGGAUACCGAGUCUGACUACCAACAUUUAGCGGAGCUGUGGGAGAUGAACCACUGCCUGCUGGCGGCGCUGGGCGUGUCGCACCCCGCCCUCGAGACCAUACGCAGCGCGGCGCGCGAGCGUUCGCUCGCCUGCAAGCUCACCGGCGCCGGCGGCGGCGGAUAUGCUAUGGUUCUCAUCCCUCCAUCCACUCCUCGCUCGACCGUCGACUCGCUAGCCGGUCAACUCCUCGAGCACGGCUUCAGAGUCACAGAAACGCGACUCGGCGGGCCAGGGAUCACGCUGGAGAUGUGACCCGUGCGUCUAGACCCCCAAGUGACCCCCUCACGCGAGACGGACACCAAGGACAUUCCGGUACACGGUACCCCAUCGACGUUUUUAGAACACAGUCCAAAAAUGAUAACGUUGAGUAUCGUGACCUCCGCAGCUACAAGUGUGACCCCCACGGAGAAGCCGGAGUCGAGCAACAACGCUACAGUACAUAUCAGCCCAUCGACGGUUUUACAUAGAUUUCCAAAAAUUAUGCCAUCAAAUAAUGGGACUCUAAAUGCGACUCUCAUGGGCAUGAAUGAAUCUACCAGCAAAGCUACAGUGCAGCUCAGCCCGUCGACGUCCAAUUCAAAGCAGUAUAUUGAAAUGUUAGCGUCAAGUAUUGUGACCCCCGUGUCUUUAAGUGUGACCCCCAAAGUGACCCCAUCUUGUGAGAACCCCGGCUUUGUGCACAAACGCCGCCGUCUUAGCUAGCAUCAGUGUGUUUUAAAAUUAACUCGAAUUUGUGUGACUGCUACAUUAAUACCAUACAAAUGUAUGGAUAUUUGUAUGACAGUUUGGUGUUUGGUUCGAUAUAGAAAAAAAAAUUACCUAAAAUAAAUUAGGUGUGAUAAUUUGAGUGGACGCUAUUGCAAUAUGGAUUCUAUUUUAAUGUUGUUUAAGUAGGUUUUUGUCAUUUCGAAAUUAUUAUUGUAUGACAUCGAAUUUUAAGUACUCGAAAAAGGACCAGUGACUGCAGUUAGGUUAAGCGAGUAUUAGUGACAUCAUUGUAUUAUUUAUAUUCACGACAGCUACUUUACGGGACAGGCAGAGAGAACUAAUGCUAGAGACCUUCACCCUUACAUAUUUGCUUCCUAUAAGUAAUACUUUACGGAUUGUAUGUAUAUAUGUUCAUUCAUAAUAUAAAUUCUUUAGAUUGGUAACACAUUUCAAUUUCAAAUAAAUGUGUGUAAUUAUGUUUUUUUAAAAUUUUAAUGCAUGUAAAUUACUUUUUUUUUUUAAUUAUACAUAAUCAAAAAUAUGAAAAGACAUAUAUUCUAUUCAAAUACAUGAGAAAUGCCUAUGGUAUAGUUUAAGAGAUGCUGAACUUUAUCAAAAAGGUUUCAUCGUUUACUUACGUAUCUUUAAAAUAUAAAAUCAUAGCAUCGUCUUCAUCAUGUCAGUCAUUAAUUGUCAACUGCUAAACAUAAGCUCUCCCCAUAAAUAGGGGGGGUUUGCCAAGUAGUUACCACGCUUGGCAAGUGGUUUGACAAAAGAUCGGGUAAAGCAGUUAGGCUUUGGUAAUGUUUUAAUAGGGACGCUGUUGCCCAUCCCUCGAGUAUUAAGUUCCCUUAGUCGCCUCUUACGACACCUACUGGAAAUAAAGGGAUGGCCCAUUCUAUGUUGGGGCAGCAAAUCGUGAAGCCUAAACUUACAGUAAAUACGGUCUCUAGGUAUUAAUUCUCAAUUGUUUGUUAUCCCAAAUUUGUUAACCAAAAAACAAUUCCAAAUUUCCAAUGUAAACAUUCCGAAGUCUGAAUUUGAUCAUGGUGUGUGAAUGAAAGCAACAAACCAUUGUACUCCCCUACACGAUGGCUCGUCAUGGUCAUGUCGAAGGGCUUAUGGCAUGGUAUGAUGGUGUACGUAAGCAUGGGUCAUAUCGACAUUGCACUAAUAUCUAUAUAUUGGGUUUUUUGUAAUGAAUAAUGAUGGAAUAGUUUUUUUUUUUUAUUGAAUGAAAAUGGAGUGGUUACCCCGCCUGCGCUAACGGGAUACGCUGACGGGGCACCAGUGAAGGGUGAUCGAUAAGGACGAAAACAGGCCAGUGGGGCAGAUGGGCUACCAUCAUGAUGAAUUCAUCAGGAAUUAAUCAUGAUAGUUUCUGGGGGGAACCGCGAAAAAAAAGAGGAGGUAGACCUGGUUGGGUAUAUUGCUAGCAAUGAUAUUCUUAGUUUCCAUUACUUACAAUCCCUUUUCCCCCCUAAUGGAAUAGUUACCUCGCCUACGCUAACGGUAUACGCUGGCGGUGCACCAGUGAGGAAUGAUAGGUGAGAAUGAAAGACAGGUCAGUUAGCCCACCGUGAUGAAUACACCUGAAAUUCAGCACGAUGGUUUCCAGGGGGAUCACGGGCAGGUUGACCUGAUAGGGUACAUUACUAGCAAUGGAGCUGUUAGACUCCCUAACUAAGAAUCCCUUUCCCCCCUGAAAAGACAGGUCAGUUAAUCCAUCGUGAUGGGGGAAAGGGAUUGUUAGUAAUGGAGACUGAGAAUCCUAUUGCUAGCAAAGGUAAAUUGAGAAAGAAAAGUCACUGUAGUACCUGUAAUUCGGUCAGUGUGAUGUCAACAGUAAGACUUCAGUAAGAGUAAGACAGACAUAAUGUCGUCUCAGAUCAAAAUAACGAGCCAUCGUGUACUGGGUUUUAAAUAAAAUUUCAAAGAUUAUUUUCUUUGCUGUACUGUUGCAUAGUAAUCGAUUCGCCGAUUAAUCGAUUAAUCGACACCGAAUAAUCUGAAAAUCGAUUGGCCUACCGAUAGUUUUAAUUCAAACAAACUUCCAUCGCUUCCUCUUUUUAUUUUUUAACCUGUACAUAAGUAAUAGAUAACAUAACACCAUCUGGGCCCAAAGAACUUGUACUAUGGCUACUAGAACAGUCUAGUGUCCAUAUCAGCAUUUAACUGUCCACUGCUGAACAUAGGUCUGCCCCACAAAGGGGGGCUUUGCCAGUAGCUGUCACAUUUGGCAAGCAGGUUGGCAAUCACAGUUAGUUUUAAGAAGGACGCUGCGGUCCCUUCCUCCACUAUUAAGUUCUCAUGGUCGUUAUUUACGACAUAGACAGUGAUACAGAGAAGGGGUGGUCCAUUCUAUGCCGGGACCACACGGCAUUCAUAAUAAAUUUACUUAAAUACUUUAAUUAAGUGACAGAUAAUUUUACAAUACAUAAAAUGAACGAGGAAAGCGCAAUUUCACUAAGUAUGCUAGAUAUUUAUAUAUAUA
This is a messenger RNA of Galleria mellonella (greater wax moth), 4177 nucleotides long. RefSeq lists its product as uncharacterized. Bases 1 to 1227 code for a protein of 408 amino acids. Gene Ontology annotation, molecular function: mevalonate kinase activity; ATP binding. Gene Ontology annotation, cellular component: cytoplasm. The transcript is spliced from 6 exons. Gene Ontology annotation, biological process: cholesterol biosynthetic process; isoprenoid biosynthetic process. Lineage: Eukaryota; Metazoa; Arthropoda; Insecta; Lepidoptera; Pyralidae. The record is from RefSeq and is a predicted model, not a curated record.